Akanthomyces muscarius is the source of this 1944-nucleotide messenger RNA. RefSeq lists its product as uncharacterized. NCBI's taxonomy places the organism in Eukaryota, Fungi, Ascomycota, Sordariomycetes, Hypocreales, Cordycipitaceae. The transcript has 3 exons. The coding region runs from base 1 to 1944 and encodes 647 amino acids. The record is from RefSeq and is a predicted model, not a curated record.
AUGCCACGUGGAGGGCGAGGAGGCAACGCCCCUCCCAGGCGCAUGGUUGACCUUACCGGCAUCAUUUCCAGUACCGAAAGGUCAGACCUGAUUAUUCUCGUCACGGCCAUUACUGAAAAGAUGUAUCGAGACAUCAACGGCCUCUUUGAUUCGCCCCCGAUUCCAUACAUGGAAGGUGAAGGUCGGGACCGAAACUGGCUGGCUCUGGCUCUCCGUGAGCAGCAGAGCAGCGACAAGGAAAAUGCGGUGCCCCCCAAGACUUUUGCAAACAGACCCGUCGGGUCUGCAGUAAGGAAGCCUUCUCUACAUGAAGAAGAGGACGACGAGACUCCGCCACAGUUGCAAGAGCUAAGAAGAGAGGCCGUUGCAUUCUUCCGCAAGUGGCAGUCUUCUCUCCUUCAGCGUGUGAAAGAACUGGCCGUGACAACCGUUGAAGAAGACGUUGCCUCUCGCGGUCGAGGAAGAGGUUCGCGAGGUGCACCACGCGGCCGUGCAGAACGUGGAGGACGAGGAGGACGUGUACGAGGAGGAAGGCCCAACGGUCGUGGAGGCAUCCCUACCACCGUUGUACCAAAUGGGUUGCCUCGAACGCCAUCCGAACAUGUCGACCCCAUUCUCGUUCGGCUUUAUCCCGCCAUUCCGAAUAAUCUAUGGCCGCUACCCUUUGAAAGACGGAAACUGCUACUGCAUAUCAUGCUCCUCGUUGUGUUAUCGCUUCACGACUACAAUGCCAACGCGCGAUUGCUUCUCGUCAAUUUAACUUCAUCCUUGAACCUGCCCAUCAAAAUACACAACCAGGACGAAGUGCGAAUUGCCAAAGGUCUGGCAGCCGCCGCCAUCGAAAUAAGUCCGGAAAAAGCGGCAGCACAAAAGGAAGAAAAUAAACUUACCAAAAGAUGGAAGUUUAGCCUUGGUGGGGCGAGCAUGGGCGGCAAUGGCCUCGCCAGAGCCCUUGUCGGCGUUGGUGUUGGCUCCGAGGGUAGUGGCCUGACAACAUCGGCCGCUGCAGGUCUCUUGGGAAUCAUGUCCGAAAACGGCUUGCUAAUGGGCUCGCUGUUUGGUAUGAACCCCGCCAAGCCAGUCGAAAAGAUGGUCGAAGGUUUCUUGCGCGAGGUUCAGGACUUUUCGUUCCUGUCCAUCACGGAAACUGGAGAUGCCGGCUACAUGGACCCUAGACAGUCACUGCCCCGGGAGCGGCGACUGCGAAUCGUCAUUGCGCUGGGGGGCUUCAUGCUCAAGGGCGAUGCGGUUACGACGCCAUGGAGCUCUCUAGGCCGACAGGCGGAAGUGUACGUGCUGCAGUGGGAGCUCGCCGCUGUUGCGAGCCUUGGUAAUGCCCUCGAGACUGUUAUUGGCAGUGGUGCGUGGCUCGCUGCCAGGGAACAGAUACAAAAGGACUCAAUCUUCCACUGUUUACUGAACUCGAAGUGGCCCGAGCCGUUGCUCAAAAUCAGCAAGAUUAUUGACAACCCCUGGAGUGUCGGCAUGGUGCGUGCCGAAAAGGUUGGGACUAUUCUUGCUGAUGCCAUUAUGCGCCACAAGUUCCACGGAGAGCGCGCAGUAUCUCUUGUCGGCUAUAGCCUUGCCGCAAGGGCGAUAUAUGCGUGUCUCAUGGUUCUUGCCGAGCGUCGUCAGUUUGGCCUGGUUGAUUCCGUCGUCAUGAUGGGUACCCCUGCACCGUCAGAUAGCAAGGUAUGGAUCACUCUGAAGAGUGUAGUUUCGGGUCGUCUGAUCAACGCAUACACGGAACAAGACUACCUUCUUGGGUUCCUCUAUCGCACGUCAAACACCCAUUCCGGCAUUGCGGGACUGCAGGAGAUUCAAGGCGCAGGUGGUGUCGAGAACCACCACGUCAAGCAUUUGCCAAACGGUCAUUUGUCGUACCAGAACUUGGCUGCCCAGAUUCUGAAGGACGUUCGAUGGGAGCACGACUCGUUUACCUAA